Messenger RNA from Cyprinus carpio (common carp), 1577 nucleotides. RefSeq names its product interferon gamma receptor 1-like. The record is from RefSeq and is a predicted model, not a curated record. Gene Ontology annotation, molecular function: protein binding. NCBI's taxonomy places the organism in Eukaryota, Metazoa, Chordata, Actinopteri, Cypriniformes, Cyprinidae.
CAACCCUGUAGACAGAGCGAAACCAGUUGAAAUGAGAGCAAGCACGUAGAGACAUGAACACGGAGCCGACUCAGGAAAUGCUGUUUGGGUUUAGGAAAGGCAUCUGAAAUCGCCCUGCACCGUUUAAGAAAACCGAUUUAACACAAUGUCGAAACAUCUUGUAUUCCAGUUUGGUGUGUUUUAUGCAUUAGACCUACUGUUCGCUGGAGUCAUUGGUUUUGUUCCUUCUCCAACAAACGUCAGUGUUGUUUGUCACAACUUUGUGAAUGUCCUCUACUGGAACUACAGUAACCCAACCGAACAGCUGAAAUUCAGUGUAAAGGUUAAACCUUACGUAAGUGAUUCCCAAACCGCUGACACCCUUCAGACGUACCUUGAUAUCAGCAGCUACAGCAGAGAUGUGGGUGACGAUUACAUAGUGUUCGUGACGGCACAUGACGGGCAAGAGAAAUCAGAAAGCGUCUCCAUUACAUUCCCCUACAGCCAAGACUUUUUUGAAGAGAAAAAAAAAAAAUGCUCUUUGGACUCCCCUGCUGUAAAUACAUCUGUCCACAAAAAUGUGAUUGAAGUGUCCUUUCAGCACCCUUUCUUUCUUCAUCAGCAAGACAUUCUGAAUGAAGAGUUUAUGUACACAGUCACACAUGAUGAGCAAAAGGUUUUAUACUCAUGUUUUGUGGAGGAGAAGCUGUGCACUGUAGAAAUCCACCUGAACGAAAGUACUGCUGGACAGUGUGUUGAGCUGAAGUUUGAAGGGAAGAUUGCUGGUAUUCCUUCAUAUACCUACAGAAAUGUUUGUGUCCCUCAGCAGAUGCCAGAGACCGACAAAUCAGGAUUAAUCGUAGCUGUGCAAGCUGGAGGGACCAUCGUGCUCUUCAUUAUCACUGGCUUUCUGUGGCUACUCUGCAGGAAGUUGUCCAAAAUCCCCAAAAGUCCUGAAUUUUUGCGAAAUGUUAUACCUGGCCAGUCUCUAACAACCCAACCCGAGCCAACUGCUAUUUCUGCAAUGACACCUCAGGGACACACACCCCUACUGACAGAUGACACUUUUAGUUAUGGUUCUCCACCCAUUUCCCCAAAUGAGAAAGACUGCAAAGAAAACACUCUCCUUGAUGAAACAAUUGUGCGUCUUCCUGAGGAGUCUGAAGAGGAUGUGAAUUGUGAUGACUUUGAAGGCUUUGGCUUAUCGUCUGACUAUGACAGUCCCAAAUUCCUGCAAGAGAUGAGUCCGGGGGACAUUACUGAAGGAUACGGCCCACGGCCACCUGUAAUUUAGGUCUGAACAUGAAAAGAUGGGCUGUUUACACCAAGUCAUUUGAUGUAAUCAAAUUAACAAUUUCACACACUGAUGAGCAGGCUUGUAUAAUGCAGGCAGUGUGACGUCUGCUUCUCACGGUGCACAGUGUUUGAUUGUGGUGAGAGCGAUCAUUUUUUUUGUGAUGUGCCACAGUUUAGAUGCAUUGGCUGUUAACUACAGUCGUGGUGAGUUUCCCACUAACCUGCAUUAAGAUAAAUUAAUGUGUAAAUAAAACCAUUUUGCUGUAUCAUUUUUAUCAAGGUCAUAAAAGGCACUUUACCUC